This is a messenger RNA of Helobdella robusta, 3573 nucleotides long. RefSeq lists its product as hypothetical. NCBI's taxonomy places the organism in Eukaryota, Metazoa, Annelida, Clitellata, Rhynchobdellida, Glossiphoniidae. Bases 1 to 3573 code for a protein of 1190 amino acids. Gene Ontology annotation, biological process: glycogen metabolic process. Gene Ontology annotation, molecular function: calmodulin binding. The transcript is spliced from 33 exons. Gene Ontology annotation, cellular component: phosphorylase kinase complex. The record is from RefSeq and is a predicted model, not a curated record.
AUGUCUGCUGCAACCACAGCUUAUCCUAGGACUUUCAGUAGUCAGUUCAGUGAUGCUUCGUCAUAUGACGCUAUGGAAGGUGCCGACAAUUUGAGGACAAGGCAGAGGAGGGACUCGGCCAUUAUGGACGACAGAGCCAAAACUUCACAAUCUAAUUAUGCAGAUACAGUUGAAAAACUCAACACCUAUUAUCAGCUAGUCAAGAAACAGAUCAUGUGCCACCAACACUUGGUGUCUGGUUUGUUCCCGAGGGACACGAGCGACCCCACCUGCAACGUGACCCACAUAAGAGACAACAUCUACUGUGCUGCUGCCAUGUGGGCCCUCUCCCAAGCGUACAAGCGAAUAGAUGAUGACCAGGGUCGUACCAAGGAAUUGUUGCUGACUGCAGUGAAGACCAUGAGGGGCAUCCUUGAAUGUUGGAUGUACCAGGCAGACAAGGUGGAACUCUUCAAGAAGACACAGUCGUCCAAGAACUCUCUCCACGUUCUGUUUGAUAGUUCAACUCAAGGAACAGUCACUGGCGAUGAGGAGUAUGAACAUUUGCAGCUGGAUUGCCUGGCCCUCUACCUCAUCUUUCUUGUUCAGAUGACUCAGUCUGGCUGCUAUAUAAUCUGGUGCAUAGACGAGGUAAACUUCAUACAGAACCUUGUAUUCUACAUAGAAAGGGCAUACAGGACUCCGGAUUUUGGGGUGUGGGAGCGUGGGAGCAAGUACAACAAUGGAUCUGUCGAGUUGCAUGCAAGCUCCAUAGGUACGGCCAAAGCAGCUCUUGAGGCAAUCAACGGGAUGAACUUGUAUGGCAAUCAGGGCUCCAACUGGUCUGUCAUCUUCAUUGACAUUGAUGCACAUUACAGAAAUCGAAUCAUUUUUGAUACAAUACUUCCGAGGGAAUCUGCUUCUGAAGAGCAACUCGUACAGAGGACAUUGGACAAGGCUCUUCGCAAACUGAAAGGUCGUUACGGUUUGAAGAGAUUCUUGAGAGAUGGCUAUGGCACGGUUUUGGAGGAAAAAGGAAAGAAAUAUAAGACCAGUGAUGUCAAGCAAUUUGACGGCAUAGAGUGCGAGUGGCCCAUGUUCUACUGCUACCUGGCUAUCGACAGUGUAUAUAAGGGAGAUAUGGACAAGGCACAUGAGUACAUGGAUCUGCUUAAGCCUCUCCUGAUUGAUGGAAUGUCUGGACCACUGGUGCCGAAGUAUUACUAUGUGCCACAGUACAGUAUAAAUGAGGAGAGGUUGAGGCCAGGUAGCCAGGAUCGACUGCCCAGCGCCAAGGGAAACAUCAACGAGGCCACUAAGAAGGAUAACAUCUUCUUCUGGGGACAGUCUGUUUAUAUUAUCGCUAGGAUGUUAGUUGAUGGCUUAAUAUCGAAGCACGAUCUUGAUCAGAUAAGCAGACGUCUGCCGGCCUCACUCAGACCCAGGCAUAAUUCCAGAUAUUUAAAUUUUCAGAUGAUGAUGAUGAAGAGGAUGAUGGCGAUGAAGAGGAUGAUGGCGAUGAAGAGGAUGAUGGCAGUUGAUGGCUUGAUUAACAUUUCUGAACUCGAUCCAAUAAGAAGACACCUCCCUGCGGCCGAGAGGCCUAAGGCUAACUCUAGGUACUCAUCAUUCCAGAGAGGUUCAGCUGAGCAGAGUUCGCCUGUAGACUUGGUGAUCCAGGUGUCCCUGAUAGCUGAAAGCGUUCGACUUCAACAAAUGCUAGCCACUUAUGGCAUUCAGACACAAACCCCACAUCAAGUUGAACCAAUUCAAAUAUGGCCACCGAGUGAGCUCGCAAAGGCUUACGAACAGUUAGGUGUGAAUGAAAAGUUAGGAUUGACUGGCAGACCGCCGAGACCCAUUGGCGGUUUAGGAACGGCUAAGAUCUUCAAAGUUUUCGGCCACCUAGCAAUCUGCACUUCGUUACUUUUCGAGUUAGGUGAUUUCUACUUGAGUCAGGACGUUGAAUUCGUAACCAAUGUCAUACAGAUAUACAGAGCUUGUGGUUAUACUUUUGUUUGCUACUCCCUCUUGUUUCAUAUUUCUGAUUUCUAUUUGGCCCAAGAUAUUGAGUUUGUCAUUGAUGAAGUUAAGAGUGACUUGGCCUUUUUAGGAAAAUGUUGGAAGCUGGCUGGUCGACCUACGUUCUGUAUGAUAUUGAGGGAAGAAAAUCUAAGAGGUGUUGGGGCUAGGUAUAUAUUGGAUCUGUUGGCACAGUUCAAAAAAGGCGAUUGUGAUGGCACGAAAAUAAGACUUGGAAGAUUACAAGAGUUCAUAGCUACAGGUUGUAUAGAGCACUUGGAUUUCUUGGACAUCGAUAUAGCCAACACGUUCUGCCCAAUGACAGAAAAGGAUAAAGGCAUGCAGUUCAAGAGCUUCACUGACAUACCGAAAUCGCUGAAGCUGGAAAUUGAAGAGGACUGGACAGAUGAAGCUGAGUACCACAGCAUGCAUAUCCAGGAUCUCAUCAUGCUGGUUAAGAGCCCUCUCAACCUCUUUAGACAGGCACAAGCUCUCAGAGAACUUGCCAAAAGGAAAGGUUUGUAUGAGUUGCUGGACGAGCAGACGAUCGACCAAAGACUCCAGAAGUUGUCUCACACUGCGGCUACUGCCCAACUGUGGAGUGUUGUGAGGUACUGCUCGAGUGUUCUUGGAAAGUUAGUUGAUAGUCUUGCACCUUCCAUAACUGCUAUCCUUGUCCGCGGAAAGCAGUUGACGAUCAGUGUGUACGGCCAGCAGGAACAUGUAGUGGACAAACCUAUCACUCCACUGGAGAUCAAAGAAGUUCUCUACACGAAACUUUACCCUGUAGAUCCAUCGCAAGCUGUUCUCCAACAGGAACUCAUUAUUAACAUUGGAACUUUCAUAACUACAACUCCUGAGCUGUUCCAAGGAAUUCUCAAAAUUAGGAUAGGCUUGCUUGUUGAGGCAAUGAAGUUGGACAUGAAGUACAAGGAAAAGACCAAGGACAGCCUGUACACACUUUCACCAAGUGCCAUCAAAAAGCUGCUCUUUCGAGUACUGGACAAGAGACAUGAUUCAACUAGCUACUACACCCACGAGAGAUCAAUCAUAUGGAACAGACAGCUGGAUGGAUGUCUGAACAGAGUUCCGAGAGAUUUCUUCGAAAGAGUAUGGCACAUCCUAGAGAGGACACCGUCUGGAAUCAAACUGUCCGGAUAUAUCUUGCCGCAGCAACCAACGCUAUCCGACAUGACGCAAUAUGAAUUGAACUUCUCACUGGUUGUCGAUCAGAUGCUGAGCAAGAUCGUUGAACCAACGUACAGACAACUCAUUGUCGAGACCAUUGUAAUAGUUGACACCAUGCUGACAAGAAAUCCUGAACUGUCCUUCCAGAAGCCAAUUGAACUUGACUUGAUUUUCAAAGACGCACUCUUCAUGUUCACAAGAGACCACCGAGAUCAAAAUGUACGUGACUCAAAAGACUUAACAUCGGAAGACCUAGCCCUCUUCUUUGAUACGCCCCCAAAUUCGGCCCACGGUACAACGGUUUACAUAGUAAGAGCAGUUAUGAACAUGUUGCUCGAUGGUGAUGUCCGGGGACAUGUUGACAGUCAAUGCUCCAUAUCUUAG